CACAAACCUCACACACACACAGAGAGACACACACACCUCACACACACAGAGAGAGACACACAGAAACACAUUUCGAACACUCACUCAGCCUGCUGCUUUUCCAAUAAGGAGUUGUCACCGUCCACAGAAAGUGAGGCCAGUGAGGAUGCUGUCAUGAGGAGAGGAGGGUGUCCGGUGAAAGGAGGCUGUUCAUGUUCCUUUCUCUGUCCCACUGCACUCUAAGAAGUCUGUCUCCCUGCUGGUCUCUCUGUCUGGAUGGAAUAAGAGCCAAACACAGCUGGACUGCAUGGAACCACAGCUAGCCUGGAUGGCUCUGGGUGCAACGGGACCUGGCCUGAGAGAAGACUUGGUCUAAGUUGGUCGAAUUUGGAGCCAAGUUUGGGUGUAGCCGCCAUGCUGGACCUGGUCUGAGAGGGGUCUUCCUGGACCUGGUCUGAGAGGGGUCUUCCUGGACCUGGUUUGGAAGGUCAGGAUGAGACUACCUCGCCUGCUACCUGUUGCCUUACUGGCCCUAUGGACCGCUGCACUGGUGACUGGAGACUACACAUACACAGAUACACACCAAGAUAGAGUUGAAGACACCAACGCAGAUGGACACAGAGACACCCAAUCAGACUCAGGUAUGGACACGCCUCCAAAAGACUUCCCCCCUGACACACAGACAGAUUCCCACAGGGACACACAGACAGACACACAUGAUCAACAUCCGGACUCACACCCAAACUCACACCCAGAUUCCCACCCGGACGCACACGAACACCCAGACAGCCAUCGUAUCAGCAGCGGUCUGAUGCAGUGUGGGGAGUACAGUAACGAGAUGUUGCCUAACGGUCAGUGUCGAGUCACAGCCACGCUGCCCCAGCUCCAACACCAACGCUGCCCAGACAUGUUCCGCUGCACUGACGAGGUGUCCUACUGGCUGCAGGAGAACCAGGAGAGGAAGCAGCAGCUGCAGGACCUCCAGGAGACCAUCUCCCAGUUACAGGAGGAACUCCGCAGUCACAGGCACCGCAUCAAGGUCCUGGAGCUACAGGGUGAGGAGAGGAACAACUUGAACGGGUCUUUAGAGGACCGUUUCAGAGUGUUGGAGCUUCAGUACGCUGAAGCCGACAGCCUGCUGCACACCCACGGUGCCAUCCUGUUUGAUCUGCAGACUCAGGUCCGGAACCUGACCAUGACGGUCGAACGCGUCAAACGCAACCCCGGCUGCAUGAUCAACAUCGUCAGGACCAGCCCUCUGCUCAGCGCCCAGCAGGCCCUUCACCCAGAGGUGCAGCAUGUGAAGAACUGUCCAAUAGACUGUGCAUCACUGUACUAUAACGGGGUGUAUCGGUCAGGUGUCUACACGGUGGUUCCCUCUCUGGGCUCCCAGCCUGUAGAGGUCUACUGUGACAUGGACACAGAGGGUGGUGGUUGGACGGUGUUCCAGCGGCGUCAGGAUGGGAAGGUGAACUUCAAUAGAGGCUGGCAGGACUAUAAAGAGGGAUUCGGAGAGCUUAGGUCUGAGUACUGGCUGGGGAACGAACACAUCCACCACCUGUCCACCCAGGGAGACUACAGCCUCAGGAUAGACCUGGAGGACUGGACACAUCACCACAAACACGCUUUCUACCAGAGCUUCAGUAUUGAGGAUGAGGGGAACCACUACCGGCUGCAUGUGUCAGGCUACAGUGGGACAGUAGAGGACUCGUUCAGCUGGUACCAUGAUAAACAGGACUUCAGUACUCCAGACACAGGGGAUAUCUGUGCUGAGAUCUCACACGCUGGCUGGUGGUACCACCAGUGUUUCUAUGCCAACCUCAAUGGAGUCUACUACAAGGGCGGGCGCUACUCGUCUAAAGCUAAGACUCUGCUGGGUCCUGAUGGUGUGGUCUGGUACAGCUGGAAAGAUUCAGACUACUACUCCCUCAGGAAGACCUCUAUGAUGAUACGACCUAGAACCUUCAGACCACGCCUGUCACCAUGACAACAGCCAUGACCAACACACCGUCGCCGUGGGAGACCUGCUGAGGAUGCUAUGACGUCACCAUGGGAGGGACGUGGGAUUGUCAUGACAUUACAGGAAGAAGAGGUCAAAUAGGAUGAACGCCAUUGGCUGAGGGCUCAGAGGGAAGUCCCGCCCCUACCAGUGGGCCAACAGGACUGUAGAAGACAUGUGUAAAUACACACACACACGCUGCAAUGGGACCAACUGUCCAUACAUUCUAUGAGAGAGUGCAUUUCUUUCUACCUUUCAAAUACUGUUCCCAGGAACCUUCAGACAUUCUGUCCUGUUCUUCCACUGGAGGAACUUACACACACUGUAAAUACAUAUGUACUGUACAUUCUGUCCUGCACUUCCUCUGUCUAUACUGUGAAUACACACGUACUGUAUAUCUGUAAAUGUCCGUUUCUGUCAACUGUCUUGUUACCGCUUCAUUCGCAAUGAGAUCUACAGUCAUGUGAUUAAGGAAGUACACCCCGAUAUUUGGACACAUGGGAUAUUUUAGCAAAAUUCCAACCACAUUCAUUGAUAAAGGUAACCCAAUUGAACAAAUCUUCACAAAAGAAAUGUAACUUUAAAAAAUGUUAUGCAAUUAAAAUAAACUAAAAUGCUAUUUCCUUAUGUGGAAAAAGUUAGUACACACCUCCACCUUUACCGUCACAUAAAAUGUCUCAAAUUAGUAUCAGGUGCAACAAAAACAGGUGCAAAUGAUUAGAACAUCAUUAGAGAGUAACAUGGGAGGGUCCAGCCUUCCAUGAAUAUUAGGAACUUGGUCUGGUUUGGUCUUAACCAUCUGGGUGUGUGGUGACACAUCAUGCCAAGAUCCAAAGACCUACCCGAGGCCCUCAGAAGAAAAUGAUUGAUGCCCAUGAGUCUGGGACGGGUUACAAAUCAAUUUCAAGCAAUUUGAAGUACAUCAUUCCACUGUCCAACGGAUCAUCUACAAAUGGAGAAAAUUCCAGACCACUGGCAAUCUACCUAGGACAGGUCGUCCCACCAAAUUCAGCCCAAGAGCUGACCGAAGGAUGCUCUCUAAAGAACCCCCAGGUAACAUCAAGGGAUCUACAAGGCUCUCUUGCCACAAUCAAUGUCGAAGUGCAUGAGUCAACUGUC
Coregonus clupeaformis (lake whitefish) is the source of this 3097-nucleotide messenger RNA. Its product is annotated as angiopoietin-related protein 7. The record is from RefSeq and is a predicted model, not a curated record. The coding region runs from base 473 to 1966 and encodes 497 amino acids. The transcript is spliced from 8 exons. NCBI's taxonomy places the organism in Eukaryota, Metazoa, Chordata, Actinopteri, Salmoniformes, Salmonidae.